CUCGGGAUGGGUCUCUGGUGGCCCCGGCGAGGCUGCUUGGAGAUCUGGUGUCAGCCCGUAGUGCCAGAGGGGAUGGAUCCUCUGGGUGCCCGCUCCCAGUUUGUCGAUAUCCAGACUCUCCCCACGUGGCAGCAGCAGCUGGGUGAGAAUGGCGGGGAGACACUGCGGGAUCAGAGCGACAGCCUGCUCAACCAGCAGGUCUUCCCCUCGCCCUUUCCCUUCAGACCGGACAUCAACUGCAAGAUCAUUCUCUACACUGGGGACAUUGCCCUGCUGAACUGCACCGCCAUCGUGAAUACCAGCAACGAGUCACUCAACGACAAGAACCCGGUGUCUGACAGCAUCAAUCAACUCGCAGGGCCGGAGUUGCGAGACGAGCUGCUCAAACUCAAAGGAUGUCGGACAGGCGAGGCGAAGCUGACCAAAGGCUUCAACCUGGCAGCGAGGUUCAUCAUCCACACUGUGGGACCAAAGUACAAAACCAAGUACAGGACGGCAGCUGAGAGCUCACUGUACAGCUGCUACAGGAACAUCAUGCAGCUGGCUGCAGAGCAGUCAAUGGCAUCCGUUGGCUUCUGUGUGGUGACCACGACCAAAAGAGGUUACCCGCUGGAGGAUGCUACACACAUUGCCUUCAGAACGGUGCGCAGGUUCCUGGAGAAUCACGGAAACAGCAUUGAGGCAGUGGUGUUCGCAGUGUCAGACACAGAGGAGCCGGUGUACAAGAAGUUACUGCCUCUGUACUAUCCUCGCUCUGAGGAUGAGGAAAAGGCCUGCCUGCCUCUCAUCCCAGCUGAUAUUGGCAACUCUGAGGGCGAACCCGUUGUCCCCGAGAGACAGAUCCGCAUUGCAGAGAAGCCAGGCAGCCUGGAAGGUGAUAAUGAAGAGGAGAGUCUGGAGUCUGAUCUGGGUCAGGUGGGGAAUCACGCUUUCGCCAGGAUGGAGGGCGAUGUGGACAAACAGCGGAAACUGAUCCUACAGGGCCAGAUGUCAGAGGCAGCCAUGCAGAAACAACACCAGAGGAAUUAUAAUCGCUGGCUGUGUCGAGCGAGGGCAGAGGAUCUGUCAGACAUCGCUGCACUGAAAGCCUUAUAUCAAACUGGUUUGGAUAUGUGUGGCAGGACAGUGAUGGUUGUGGUUGGACGAAACAUCCCAGUGACCCUUAUUGACCUUGAAAAGGCCCUGCUGUACUUUAUCCAUGUGAUGGACCACAUCACAGUGAAGGAGUACGUGAUGGUUUACUUCCACACACUAACAGGCGAGCACAACCACCUGGAGUCCGACUUCCUCAAAAACCUCUACGACAUCGUGGACGCCAAGUUUAAAAAGAAUUUAAAGGCCUUCUACUUCGUACAUCCAACUUUUCGCUCUAAGGUCUCAACGUGGUUCUUCACCACCUUCAGUGUGUCAGGGAUGAAGGACAAAGUCCGCUACCUGGACAACCUGCAGCAGCUCUUCACAUGCAUCAAACCUGAACAGAUCGACAUCCCUCCGUUUGUCCUGGAGUAUGAUGCACGGGUGAACGGACCCUACCACCCCGCCCACUCCUCCAGUCUGUGACAGGCGACCAAUCGGACCUCUCCGCCAGGGUGACGCGGUGGUGACAUCCCGUCAGAUGGAAAGCCAUUUAUGGACAUCAUGUUGCCCAUGAAGUCUGACCUCUGAAUCCUCCUCUUUAACGCUCUGAAGCUUAGAGGGGAAACUCUCCUUUUGUUCUUGCCCAGCCAAAAAGGACAAAAUUAACAGUCACAGCCCACAUUUCAGCAGCUUCUGGCCUGGGGAGCGGUCAUUCUCACUCACCACGGACUAUUUGUGGAUCUGGUCUGGUUUUUGGAUUAUGCCUUACACCAAGAGUUCUUAUUCAGCAGUUUCCUCAAGCAUCCCAAAAUAUGAAGUAUCACGUCAAGCCUGACGGUUGCUCAAAGCCUUUUCCAUUGUGCGGUCGUUUCAAAUGUCUUCGCACAUGUUUCAGAAUAGUGUCAGACUUUUCAAAUCCCGGACCCUGGAAGAUGACGUCUGUCUGGAUUUCCACGCUAUUUAAUUCUGUUCCGUACCACUCUGGACUGCAAAAAACUCCGGAUGAAGUAAAGACUAGCGCUGCGUUUCACUCCGUCGGAAGUUGGAAAUUCCCACCUGGUACGCUGUUGUGACAACUAACCUCUGUGUUCUCCUACAGUCACGCUCGGAAAAAAACCCCAGGCAGGGGAGAAAAAUUUAACACCCAGGAGAUUUUCUUUGAUAAACUAAAACACUGCUCCAUGUGCAACAGCUCUGUUCACUGGCUAGGUAGCGUAGAAGAAUAUCUUUACAUCACAAAGUUAUGUUUAUCCGUUUAGCAACUUACAGGAAUAGUUUGACAUUUUGGGAAAUAUUUGCUUUCUUGCCACGAGUUAGAUGAGAAGAUGGAUGCCACUCUCACAUUUGUACGUUAAAUGCGAAGCUACAGCCGAGGGGAAGGCUAGGUUAGUUCAGCCUAUAGACUGGAGGCAAGGGGAAACGGUUAACUCCGCAACUUGUCGUUUUUACACUUUGGCUUUUGUACGGAUUGCACAAACAAGAUAUAGUGUGUUAGUUUGUGAGCUGUAAAGGUGCUGGGAGGCAGUAGGCUGCUGGCAGGCUGGUAUUUCCUUACCUUCUGAACAGAGCCGGGCUCUCUGUAGCUUCAUAUUUAACGCACAGAUACAAAAGUUGCUGAUGAAGUCCUGCGGAUAUCUGCAUCAAAAAAAACCUUGUUAAUUUCCACUGGCUUUUCUGUUGCAUUUUCUUAGCAGGAAGUUCGUAAUCUCUCACUUUAUGGUGUCUCUCUAAAGCGGCAGGGCACAUGCGUGCUUCUACCCUCAACUCUCAAUCCUUGUUAAACCCAGCACUGAAACAAUUCAUCAGUAAAUCAAUCGACAGCAGAGUAAUCUACAGCAGUUUUCACAGCCGAUCAAUCGUUUGGCAUUUUUUACCGAACGAAUAACGUUCACUGGUUCCAGUCCCUCAAUUGUGAGAAUUUGCUGCUCUCUGUUUUAUAUUGUUAUAAAUUUAAUAUUUUCGGGUUUUUGGACUUUUGAUCACAUAAAAAUGAGCAAAUUUAGGACCUCAUCAUAGGGUCUGGCCAUUUUUUCAGUAUGUCUUCAAACUUUAUAGAUAAAACUAAAAUCACAAGGCUGUCAGUCAGAAACCUCCCUUCUUGCAUAGUGGUGCCUGUGUAAAUAUACAGCAACGAGUCUUUGUUAAAUCAUCGCACUUGUCAUGCUGAGGGUCCUAGCUGAGAAGCAUUAUACAGCUUUGUGCCGGCAGGUCUGGGACUGGAGGUCGGGAGAUGACACAUGCGAUCCCAAACCAUCUUCUCCCACUGCCGCCAGCUUGUCGUCUCAUGUGUUUGCCUGCAAACUGUACAUUUUGUCUUGUGAAAUGCUGGCUAGUUUUCAGCUGCGCUGCCUCCACCGAUAGUCACUGUUUGGUUUAACUGUUGAUAUGUCACUCACAAGAAGUCACCACUUUGUUGUAAGGGUACACAGGCCACCAGGGACAAGAAACGCAGUUUAAUGUUCGUUCUCACUCUCGCGUGACGAAGGAAAGUAGACUGGGUUUUCUUCUCCCCCUUGCCAAUGGAGCUUGAAAUCCUUUGUGCCUGUUUGUCUGUUGAAAUUAGCAUUUUGUUCCUCGGUCACUAAUUUUAUUUUUAUUUGCACGGUUACCUCUACGUUUACUACGUGUUUUCACAAUCCACAAGUAGUUUGAUUUAACUCGGACUACCGGACCGGUGGGUUUACUUUAUCAGGGCAAUUGCAAAUCAAAUGUAUUGAACUUUCCAGCAGUCAUCAUGUAGCAAAUCCCAUCUGUCUGGUACAACAAGAGGUAACACUAUCACCACAGAUGUAGAUUCUGUUGGACCAACACCCGUCACUGUUGGGAGGAAUUUUCCCCCGCAUGUCGUUCUGUCUUCACCCAGUCCUGUCUGCUGUGUUUCCACACGGCGUCAAGACGUCAGGAACCUGCCUCCGCAUCUUUGAAUAAUUUCACUUCUGCCGGAAAGAUGCAAACUCUUCAGGCUCUUCGUGGUAAAGCUCUUGUCCUGAUAUAUCGUCACUAACAGAGAUUAAUCCUGACACAGAAGCGUGUCUGCACAAUCAGAGAGGUCGUGUGACACUAUCAUGCAGAGGUCAGCUCGAAAACUUGGGGCUUCUUCAAUUGUAACUUGCACAUUGUUAGAUUUUGUGGACUCAUCCAACAGGGACUGCUGUACUCAGUUUUAAACCAAUGCACAGCUGAUCACCCUGUUAAGAAAAUGCAAACAGUCAAAAAAAAAAAAAAAGUACAAGAAUUUUAAUCAACUGUUAAAUAUAUUUAAAUCUUCCUAAAAAUAGAUGAGGAAAAAACAUCCAGUGGGCUGAGAUGAUUCCAAGUAGAACCGCAUUGAAAACUAGUGAAUUUUCUUACCUCCUCCGACAAAAUGUCCCUCGUGCUUUUACAAAAACAAGGAUUUAAAGAUUGAACGUGAUAAUGAGUUGUUCAGAAUGUCAUAAAAUUAACUCCGGAGAAUCAGAGUAAAUCUGGUGUCACUGUUUUCCCUUCAGUCUUCUCCAUAAUGAAAAAAAACGACCAGAAAAUGGCUUCAGAUCAGUGAAGUCGUGAAAUUGAACUUUGUUGUCAGAACUGUGAUUAUGUCAGAAUGAAUAUAAAUGAUGAGCCAAAUGUUGAGUUUCUUGAGAUUAUCUGCAAAAGAGUACAGGAAAUGACUGUACUCUUGUUUUUUUUGUUUGUUUGUUUUUUUUGUUUUGUUUUUUUUUUACU
Molecule: messenger RNA, 4782 nt
Organism: Xiphias gladius (swordfish)
Lineage: Eukaryota; Metazoa; Chordata; Actinopteri; Istiophoriformes; Xiphiidae
Gene: gdap2
Product: ganglioside induced differentiation associated protein 2
Exons: 14
Coding region: 7-1560 (517 amino acids)
Source: RefSeq, a predicted model, not a curated record